Molecule: messenger RNA, 3210 nt
Organism: Plasmodium vinckei vinckei
Lineage: Eukaryota; Apicomplexa; Aconoidasida; Haemosporida; Plasmodiidae
Product: conserved Plasmodium protein, unknown function
Exons: 1
Coding region: 1-3210 (1069 amino acids)
Source: RefSeq, a predicted model, not a curated record
AUGCCAGAAUUAUGGGAAGACGCAGGACUAUUGAUGGACAUACUUUUGAUUGUGCCAUUUUACGAAAAUAUAAUAAAAGAAAUGAAGGAUGCAUAUAAUAGUUUAUAUGAUCUGGUUAUAGUAUUAAAAGAUAAAAUAGAUUAUAUAGAAAAUCCUAUAGAACUAUGUAUACCAAAUGGAAAUGAAAAUAAUAUGAUUAGCGAUUUUGAAGUUAAUUUUGCACACACUGAAAAAGAAAAAAUAAAUAAUACUCCUUUGGAAAUAAUUGAUGAUAUUAACUGUUCAGAUAAAAAAAUGAAUUUGUAUAAUACAGAUAAGUUAAAUAAUAUUUUAUGUAAGAAUAGUUUUAGUCCUAUAAAUGAUAAAAAUGAGAAAGAGGAAAUAGGAAAUUCGAAAAAUGUGUCUAUAGAUAAUCUACAUAAUUAUCAAAAUAAUAAAAAAGAAGUUUUAUUUUGUGAAAAAAAAAGUGACAUGAUAAAUUAUGUAGAUAAUCAUUUUAAUGUUGGGUAUUAUAGUGAAGGGAUUGAAAUUGGAAAUAGAAGAAAACGAAAAAAAAAAAAAAAAAAAAAUAGCGAAAAAAAAAAGACACAACAAGUCUAUUCUGUUGAUGAAAUAAAAAAUAUAAUCAACAUGAAUUGUGAAAAUGAAAAAAUUAAAGAAGCUAUAAAAAAAGUGAAAUUAUUAAAAGGUAGUGAAAAUAAUGAAAUAAGUAAUUAUAAUAAUUUUGGAAAAAAUAAUUUAGCUAGUUUAGAAAAUGGUGAGUCAAACCAAGGAGACAUAAAAAUAGGUGAUAAAAAUAAAAAAAUAAAUAAUUGUGCAGAAUAUUUUUCUGAUUUAAAUUUUUCAGACAAUUCGAUAGACUCAAAUAAAAUAAGGAUACUUAAUUUAGUUAAUGAAAAUAAAAUGUUAUCAAAAAUAUUAAAUAAAAAAAAGAAAUAUUAUGAAAAUAUUAUAUUUAAAAAUAUAAAAUCUGGAAAUAAUUUAUAUGACAAUACAAAGGAACAAUUAAUCUAUAAUAAAAAUUAUUUAGUAGAAAAUAAUUCAGAAAAAAAUAACUAUCAAAAUUUAAAACCUUUUUUUGCUAAAAGUUUGCAAAAUGAGUUUAACAAUAAUGAAAAUAAAAAUAAAGUUACAAACAUAUACAGCGAGCAAAUCAAAGAUACAAGCAUUCCAUAUAGUGAAGAAUCAAGCAAAAUAAAUUUUAAGCAAUUUAGAAACACAACAGAGCAAAAUAAAACCUUUGAAAAGGAUGAGCAUAAACACAAUUCUCUUUGUAAUGACACUACUCAUGAAUGUGCCAACAACUUGUGUAGGCAUUGUGUAUCGCAAGACAAUUUUAAAAUAAACUCUUUAGAAAAUGGAGUAAAUGAAAAAGAUAGUGAAUUGAAAGAUAAAGACGUUUCUAUAAUUAAUGAUAAAGAGAAAGAAAAAAGUCUCUACACAUGUGAUCACCAAAAUAGCUAUUUAGACAAUUGUUGUAAUAGUAAUAUAAAUAAGGAAAAUACAUUUCAAAAAAUAAAAUUGAAUAAUAAUUUUCAAAACAAAUGUGUCUAUCCCAUAAAUAAUAAUGUGUGUAAAAAUAAGUUAAAUUGUGAAAUAAAAAAUGAACAAAGAUGUAAUGAAUGCUAUUCCUUUUUUUUAAAAAUGCUAAAAGAUUGUGAAAAAAUAAAGUUUAUAGAAAUGAAUAAACAAAAUGAAGAUCAAAAAGAAGUGCAUUUAAAUUGUAUCUAUGAUAGUCAAUACAAUUUAAGUAAAGAUGUGAUAUGCUGUCAUAAAUGUGGAGAAGUUUAUAAUAGCAAAGAUGUUCCUUAUUUUGAUGUACAUAAUGAAAGUAAAACUGAAAUACAAAAGAGUGUGCUAUUAUUAAAUAGUGAUAUAUGUCAUGGUGGUAAUGAAAGUAGUGAAACUGUAAUAAUUGAGAAUGAAGAGAAUGAUCACAAUUUAUUUAAAAUUAAUAAUAUAGCAAAUAUUUCAGAUGAUUUGAAAAAAUCAAAAUCUUAUAAUUUCAUAAGUAGUAAUAUUAAAUACAUUCCUGAAUAUUAUUAUUCAAAUAUAAAUAACAAAAUUGUUCUAAACAAGAAUGUAAUUGUACAAAAGAAUGGGCACAUAACUGAUAGAUCUAAUUUAGUGACUUGUCAUUGCGCUAUGCAAAAAAAUGAUUACUCUAUUCCUCAGUUGUCAAGCAUUCAACACGAGGUAUGUGCAAGUGCAUCACAAGAGGUUUGCAAAAAAAAAUGUAGAAAAAAUUGCAGAAAAGGAUGUCAAAGUGAUGGUUGGAAAGUGGGGGGUGUAGCGAAACCCAAAAUGGAUUCACAAGAAAAUUUAUAUAAAAUAGUUAGUUACAAAAAUGUGAUUAAAAAUACGUUGCCUUCGAAUUAUAUAGAUGUUGAUGUGAAUCCGUUUCGAGUGCCAUACAAAAGUAUAGGAUCUUUUUUGAGUUGUUCAAAUUAUAUGGGUAGAAAAAAACGAAGAAAAAUAAAAAAAAAAAAACUAAGGCAGAUAGGAAAAAAGUUAUGCAAAAGACAUAGAGAGACAAAAUGUGAUGAAGCUAUAAUUGAAUCUAAGAGUAAAAAAUUGAUCAAAAAAAAUGUAGAAAAUAUUUCAGAAGAAUUAUUUAAUGCUGACUUUAGUGAUGUAAAUAGUUCUGAAAAAGUUAGCAUAGAAAUUAGUAAAGAGAAUUUAUUGGAUGUAGAAAACAAAAUGAAUGGUACUACUAUUUUAAAUUCAUUUGAAAAAAAGAUCGAGCUAAAUGAUAAGCUAGCGAAAAAACAAGGUGAUAAGGAAAAGAAUAAAGUUCAUGAUUUAGGGAAAUCUGAAAUGAAAGAGAAUAAACAAUUGGAAGGUGAAAAAAAGAAAACUAAUAAGAGAUCAAAAAAGAAGUAUUUAAAAAAAGGAGAAAAAAAUAGAGUUAGAAAAAAAGUAUAUAAUAAACAAAAAUAUUAUGAAAACAAUAAAACUAUAUUAUAUUUAGAGGAUAGAGACAAAAGAUAUUUAUCAGAAUAUAAUGAAGAUACUUUAUCAGUAAAAAAAAACAAUUUUGAAAAUGAGCCAUAUACAAAAAAUUCCAAUACUAAUAAAUAUGAGUUAAGGGAAAAAAGAAAAAUUAAAUAUAUAUUGCCAUCGAUAAAUAAGAAAUUACGAAGAGAUAGUUCAAGACAAAUCUUUGAUCCAUUUUUAUAUAACAACACGUGGGCUAUAAAAAAAGUAUAA